ACUUCCGGAAACAAAGAAAGGGCGUAGCGUCCAAUCAAACAAGGCUUCGGUUUGAAAUGCGAGCCGAUACUUAUUCUCCCUCUAACUGAAAACUACAACACCAAAGACCGUCCCAAGAGCUCAUGGCGUUUGACAUAUAAGACACUAUUUCGUUUCUGCUAAGUUGAUUUCCAGCUCCUGCUGCCCGCCGUCGCCAGCUGUUUCAUGGGAACCCAGGACGGAGAGAGAGAUUGGGUGGAUGUGGCAAAUGAUCUACUCAGCAAGUGUCACGUAAAGCUGAGACUGAAGACACUGACGAGCUGCGAUGCAAGUGUUUUCAUUUCUCUGUAUGAAAACAUCUUGGGCGAAAGGGUUCCAGAUUAUAUUGCUGCUCCAAGUUGUCAAGAGGAUGACAUUCAUAAUGUUCAGGCCGUGAUUGAUUCUCUGUCCCUGGAUUACCUUCAGAUCAGCCUUUCACACAUUACAGGGGAAAAUGUUGUCAGAGGAGAAAAGGAAUCUAUAAGGAACCUGUUGGAAAUCUUUGAUGGACUGCUGGAAUAUCUCAAUGAGGAGAUAAGUGAGGAGUCGCACAGUGGAGAGGAACUGAAUGAGAAUGUCAGUAAGGAUGAACACACUGAAGCCAAGCAGCCAACAAGUUGUGAUGACACACAUCAAAAAGAGACAAAAUUGGAGGAAGCAUCUCUUUCUUCAGCUGGAGCGUUCACUGUCAAAUCCAGUACCCAUUCCCUCCGUUCCUGGAACAAUGAGGAGAUGGAAUCAGCAAGUGAAGUCAUGGGGCUGGGUGUGUCUGCACGCACAUUUACAGACCAGGAAGAAGGACUGACUGUCCCCCCUAAAACCACAGACGCAGUCACCACCUCUGUUCAUCUUACUGCCCAAGACACCCCACUCAUUGAACCGCUGCCUUCAGCCAUCGCUCUGAAGCCGCCAAACCAGAGCAGCACUCCCCUGAGAAGAGAACCUGACCGAGACUCACACUCACCCAGUCAGUGCCCUCCAGGUGCUGGCUCCAGUCCUGGGCAAACAGAGGAAGCGGCUGUCACUACAGUCACUACAGAGGUCAAUAAACCAGUAGCUGAGGCUGUUGCUACCAAUGGAGUCCAUUCCCCUGCUGUGAGUGAGGAGUCUUUGUCCAGUCAGCAAAAAGCCAGCACAGAAGCAGAGGGGGGGGCACUAGAGCCAACCAACAAGGGUUCCAGGAAGGUUUUAUUCCACACCCAGCCAGAUGUUCUCUUCCUCACCUUGCAGGAUGAGAAGGCACUUGCCACCCCGUCUCCCCCUGACACCGAGGAGGAAGAUGAAGAGGAUCUGAGAUAUAUACGAAGAUUACAGAACAGGAAGCUGGUUCACCCUGGCAGAACAGGUGUCAGAAGUAGCAGGGUGGAGGAGGAGCCUCUGUCUUAUCAAAGACAGAGAAACAGGAAAGCCGAAGAGGAGCUGCACCACAUAUCAGAAAAACUGUCCCAUCGACUUGAGGAACUCGAUCAGAUGCUUAAAAGAGUUCUGGGGGAGGCCAGAGAGCCCAGUGAGGUCGGAGAGGAGGAGGAGCAGUCCCACAGCAUUGACAGCAUCAUGGAGACCCACAGGAUUCCCAGACAACACAUUAAAACCCCAGAUACUGAAUCUUCCCACCAGAUGCGUUCCUUGUCCCCCUCUCCUCCUCGUGCCCGUUGCUCCCUGCAGGGACAGUUAGAAGAUGCCGUGGCAGAGAACUUGACCCUGGACGAUGGGAAACAGGCAAACCCCACAGCUACUGAUCCUUUAAGAAGAGCAGGGCUACACCACAGGCCCUCGCACAGGAAAUACAACAAGUAUUUGGAGGAGACUGUCUAUGAGGAGGAGCUAAAAAGAUAUGAGAACAAAAAACAAGUCGAUCUAGAUAAUGCACGUCUCAAAGCUCAGGAAGCUGAGCGAGAGUACAGGGAGGCCAUACUAAGUGACGUUUCCCAAGCCUCCAGAUUGGCUCCACUUCGAACAAAGGAUCAGUCACGACGCCACACGCAAACCCCACUAGGACGGAGACGACGAGAAACUCCCAGAAAAGCUCACUCUAUUAAGGUAAAAGAAAAUGACCUGCUCCCCGUCCUCCUUGAGGAGCUACCCCACCUUCACAUCUCCCCUCACGCUCUGGGCCGGAUGUGGGAGCAGCAGAUGCAGCAGGUGGACAGGCUCCAUGCCCAGUCAUUCUCCCACAGCCAGCCUCGCAGUAAGCUCUCCAGACAGGUAAAGGAUGCCCAGAGGAAACAUGACCUGCUGGUGGAUCUCAUCCACAAAGAUCAAGAUCACAACAGGCGUUUGAGGGAUUUCAAAGAACGCAUCCAGCAGCAGAAAGUGACUCAGAACAGACUGAGGGAACAGAGGCAGCAGAUAGCCCGGGCAAAGAAGUAUCACAGCGACUACCACGUCCAGCACCGGGCGCGUCUGAUGAGGGCACGCACCAAGGAGGAGAGGAUGUUUCGGCAGCUGUUUGAGGAGGGGUUGGACCUGCAGAAAACCCGGCUCAGAGAACAGAGGGCUCACGCCAGGGAACAGCGCUUGGAACAUCAGAGACGACACCAAGACCAGAUAACGUCAAUGGAGAACUACUACAAGGACCAGUUUUCACUACUGGCUGAAAGACUUGCACAGGAGCGGCAGGAGAUCCAGGUUCGCAAAAAAGCUCAAGAAAAGGCCCUGCUGAAGAUGAAGCGAGAGCUACGUUCCAGGAUGGAGCGAGAGAUCGGUGAACUUCAGAAGAUCAUCAUCCAGAACAACGAGGAGGACUACAUCCAGGAUUUGGAGGUCCAGAGGCUGCGCAAUCGGAUCCAGAUGGCUUCCUUCCAGUACAACACUAGCUACCUGCACUGACCUGAGGUACAGGGUUCUUACUAGAGCAACUCAAUCAAAGCUGGACCUGAAGGAACAAAAUCUGUUUCUGCCAUCCACUAAGGGUACGACGUUCUAAUGGCUGAAAAGCCCCGUCUCCUCAGGCACGUGUCCCCAAAGACUUGCACUGGAAGACUAUGUAUUAACAAUGUACUGAACCCACUGCUCAGAUGUAGCAUUUAGCUAAUUCGUCCUCUGACCUCAGCUGCUGUAGUCCCCUUCCUCCAUGGUUUGAGUACUUGAUACUAAGAAUGUCAUAGUGGCUCCCUCACUGUGCAGAGACUGUUAACUGUAGCAGAAACGAGUGGAUAUGUUCCUUCUUUUGCCAAAUAGGGGCCACUGGUGCAAUGUUAACAUGUAUGAAUGUCAUACAUUAAGAUUUUUAACCUAUGAACUGCAAGGUCUUCCUUUAAUGUUUUAACCAUGCGAGUGGGUUAUUUAUUUUUCUAUGCUUUAAUGAUCUUGACUUUUAACCAACCUUGUGCUUCUGAUCACCAGAGACAAUGACAAACAGCCUUUCCUCUGAUUUGUGUUUUUAAAUCUCACUAAUGUUAAAGUCACGGUAGCUUGUGAUUAGAACAUUAACCUUAUCGACGUUGAAACACUUUCUACCGACGACUGUGAAAUCGCUAAUGAACAUGUCCUGUCGCUGUCCAUUAAAUGUGUGGGCUCGCCCAUGUCAUCA
Betta splendens (Siamese fighting fish) is the source of this 3550-nucleotide messenger RNA. RefSeq names its product centrosomal protein of 95 kDa. Gene Ontology annotation, cellular component: spindle pole; centrosome. The coding region runs from base 205 to 2847 and encodes 880 amino acids. The transcript has 21 exons. The record is from RefSeq and is a predicted model, not a curated record. NCBI's taxonomy places the organism in Eukaryota, Metazoa, Chordata, Actinopteri, Anabantiformes, Osphronemidae.